This is a messenger RNA of Monoraphidium neglectum, 2460 nucleotides long. RefSeq lists its product as hypothetical. The transcript is spliced from 12 exons. NCBI's taxonomy places the organism in Eukaryota, Viridiplantae, Chlorophyta, Chlorophyceae, Sphaeropleales, Selenastraceae. The record is from RefSeq and is a predicted model, not a curated record. Gene Ontology annotation, molecular function: oxidoreductase activity. Bases 1 to 2460 code for a protein of 819 amino acids.
AUGGGGCUGGCCAGCGCCCCUGCCAACCCCACCAGAGCAGCCCCGUCGGGCGGCCCCUCGCCGCCACAAAAGCGGCGCGCCGUGGUGGUCGGCGGCGGCUGGGGCGGCUUUGGCGCCGCGCUGGCGCUGGCCAAGGCGGGGGCGGAGGUGACGCUGCUGGAUGCGGCCGCCAACCCGGGGGGCCUGUCCAGCGCAUUCGUCACGCCAGGCGGCCGCGUCGUGGAGCCGGGUGUGAAGGGCUUCUGGCGGUGCUACUCAAACAUACAGGACCUGCUGGGGCGGGAGCUGAAGGGGAAGCUUCCCGCGGACCCGCUGACGCCGUUUACGCGGUCGGGAUUCUACACGCCAGACGGCUUGGAGGUGGAGUCCCCCGUGUUUGCCGACCUGCCGCGCCUGCCGGCCCCCCUGGGCACGCUGUUCCACACCGCCACCCUCUUCCGCCGCCUGCCGGCGGCAGACCGACUGAGCGCGCUGGGGCUGGUGCAGCCGCUGCUGGAGCACGAUGCUGACGAGGACACUUACGCCAGGUAUGACGCCAUGUCAGCAUACACGCUCUUCAAGGAGGCCGGCGUCAGCGCCCGCCUCUACAGGGCGUUCCUCGAGCCGAUGCUGCUGGUCACGCUCUUUGCGCCGCCAACAGAGCUCUCCGCCGCCGCUGCGCUGGGCACGCUGUACUAUUUUGCCCUGGCGCACCAGGCGAACUGGGAUGUUCAAUGGUGCAGGGGCCCAGUGGGGCAGCUGAUCAUGGCGCCGUUUGCGGACCACCUGAGGAGCCUGGGUGUCGAGAUCCUGGGGGGCCGGCGAGUCCAGCAGGUCCUGCCCGCACCGGGCUCGCCCCUGCCCGGGGCAGUGGUCGCCUCUGGGCCCAGCGGCGCGGAGACCUUCCCGGCAGACGCAGUGGUCCUCGCCGCCGGCGUCACCGCCACGCAGCGCAUCGUGGCGGGCUCGCCGGUGCUGGCGGCGGCGGAAGACCUGCGGGCGGCGGGGGCGGUGCGCUGCAGCGACGUGCUGGCGGCGCGGGUGUGGCUGGACAGGAAGCUGCCGCUGCAGUUCAGCUCUAACGUGCUGUCCGGCUUUGACGCGGGCUCUGGAGCCACCCUGUUCAACCUGAGCGCGCUGCAGGAUGAGUAUUCAUCCGAUCCUGGGUCAGUCCUGGAGUUUGACAUCUAUCACGCAGACACCCUGCUGCCCAUGACGGACGAUGACGUCAUCCAGCGGCUCCUCACCAGCUACCUCCCAGCCGCCCUGCAGCCGCCGCACGGCGUCGCGGGCGUCGCCCCGGCCGGCGUCGUGGAUGCGAGCGUGCUGCGCUUCAAGAACGCGACGACCGUCUUUUCUCCCGGGUCGGGGACUGCGCUGCCGCCGAUAUGCAGCAGCAUUGCCAACGUGUUCACGGCGGGGGACUGCAUGCAGCAGGGGCCCGGAACGCAUGGCGCCAAGGGGCUGAGCCAGGAGAAGGCGUACGUGUCGGGGCUGCAGGCUGGCAACGCAGCGGCUCGGCUGCUGGGCCUGACCCCCCGGGCCCGCGUGCUGCCCGCAGAACCGGACGAGCCCCACGUUGCGGCCGCCAAGUCCGCCGCACAGGCGACAGCGGCCGCGCGCGCGGCGCUGCGCGGGCAGCUGCGGCGCAAGGAUGCCACCUCACUCGAUGGCGGCAAAAGCUGGCUUCAGGAGCCGGGCUCUCCAACCCGCGGCUUCCAUGCCAAGUUUGAGGUGCUCCUGAAAAGCGGCAGCAGACAAGAUGCGUUUGGGCGCGACGCUGCUGCCUACGAGGCAGACUGCGAGGCCCACGUCACCGCGCACCCAGGCUUCCUCGAAGCGCUGCGCCGCGCACUGCCGGACCUCUUUGCCGCCGCCGACGCCGCCGCCCCGCCGGCCCUCCGCGCCGGCGCCGGUGGCACCGCGUCGGCGGCACUGAGCCCGGCCGUUUCCCAGGCCGUUGCCGCCGCCGCCGCCGCCGCUGCGUCGGAGUCCCCGCUGACCUUGUGGACGGCGACGCACGUCGUUUUCGGCGGCUGCUUCUACCCGCUGCUGCGCGACGCCAACAACAAGCCGAUGAUCCUCGCCCCCAACCACACGAGCGCGGACGCCCUGCAGGGCGUCGGCAUGCGGCUGCUGCGCCUGACGCCCUGCGGCAGCGGCGACGAGAGGAUCCGGCAGCUGAGGGCGCUGGGCUCGCUCGUGGGGGAUGCGCAGGUGCUGCACCCGCGCAAGAUGCUGUUCGACAAAACACCUGUCCUCAAGGGCGGCGCGCGCCUGCACGCAGUGCUGCCUAAUGGCGACCUGGGCCCUGUCAUGAUCGACGACGGCUAUAGCCGGUAUCUCGAGGAUUACUGGCUCGCGGCGCCGCGCAUGACAGUGGCCGGGCGCGUCGUCACCUGCGAGGCCUGCCCGGAGCCUGUGCGCGACGUUGUGGGCAAGCUGCCCUAUGGCGCUUUCCAUGCAGUCUACUUGGCUUGA